Molecule: messenger RNA, 1624 nt
Organism: Fukomys damarensis (Damara mole-rat)
Lineage: Eukaryota; Metazoa; Chordata; Mammalia; Rodentia; Bathyergidae
Gene: CUNH6orf118
Product: chromosome unknown C6orf118 homolog
Exons: 10
Coding region: 54-1523 (489 amino acids)
Source: RefSeq, a predicted model, not a curated record
UGUUCCCAUGGUGACCGCUCAGCCUCAGCCAGCCACUGAGAGGAAGAGAAACCAUGGCUGAGGACCUACAGCCUGAAGUCUACCUGAGGCGGAAACACUGUGAGAUGAACAGUGUCAAAAAGCUCUGCAACCUAAGGGAGCUUCUGAACAGACUCCAGAAGGACCACAGAGAGGACAUAUGUGUGUAUAUCUCAGGGCACCUGAACCCCAAUAAGCUCUACAGGCCACAGGAGAGCCUCCUGCGUCAUUGGCACAAUGCCCACAGACCAAGGUGGGAGACGGUUUCCCCAGCAAGAACAAGAGAGGCAGGGGGUGGGAAGACUGCUGAGAUGAAGGAUGCUUUGUCUUAUUUUACCAUCAACACUACGCUGCUUCCCAGUGAUGCUCAGAACACGAAGCUCUUCAGGUAUUUAAACCCUGGAGCACAAACCUCUCAAACUUUGCAUGAUCCUGAAGAUUUCAUUCCAAAGCAGAUUCUCCAGCAAGAAGAGGCGCUUGAGUGCCCCUCAGAGCAACGCCGGAGAGAGGAGCUCAGGUUGCCUGAGAUGAAGGUACUGAGGUUCAAAGAAGCAGUGUCCAGCCGCCAGUGCACCCUGUCUCCCCCAAGCAGAGAAGCGUACCACUAUGUCAGCUCCUACCUAGCUGGUUUGACAAAAGCGGACAGGUAUAAGAAGUUCUUGAGUUUCCAAAAGGAAGUUGUGGCAAAGCAAGAUCUGAAGAGUGAUUUCACUGGGAGUAAGGUGGCAAUCAGCCAUGAAAAGAAGCUGGAAGAGGAACUCCAGAAAAUAUGCACAUGCAACUCUCAGGAGUUCAACAGGCUGCAGGUCUUUGGAGAUGUCUUUGAAGACAUUUGCAACAGCUCUCUGAUAUUUGGUGACCUCUUGAAAGAAAUUAAGAACGAGUAUGAACUCUAUAUGGCAAUACUUCUGGACUCCCACCCUACAGAGCAGAUUAAGACACUCCAGGCAGAAGUCCAAGGACUGGAGAAGGGCCCUGUGAGGCCUGAGGAUGUUCAUCAGGCCAAGAGGGAGCUGAGGAGGCUCGUGCAGGCCACCAAGGCAGCCCUGGAGAACAAUGACACACUGAGAAAUGAAUUAGAGAUGGAACACAAGUUGCUGCAGUCUGCUAAGGAAAAAUCAGAAUCAUCUCAGAAAACUAUAAUUGAUGAAGAACAUCUUACUCUUACUGAGAAGGUUGAAAAGAAGAGAUGUGAAAUACUGAAUAAAUGGAAUGAAAUUCAAGCUCUUGAAAAACAAAUUAAAACUACUUUGGUGCAUACCAACAUUUCAGAUAUCGUUGAGAGUAAGAUUAAAAGCAUAGAGAAUGAAGCUAUAAAAUUGGAAACAAAAAAUAGGAUUCUACAGAAGAAAAUACAAGUCAUUGGAAACAAUGUGAAUCAGAUCAUGAAAAAGAGUAAAAUCAGUAAGGAGGAACGACAGAAUCUUUGGGAAUUUAUCACAAAAUUUGUAGAAGAAACAAAAAAUAACUCUCAAAGGACUGAAGAGAUGACAUAUGAAAAUUGACAACUGCCAGGUACAUAGCCUGGAUGUCUGCAGAUGUAUAAAUUAAUGAAGAUCUAUUACAUUUUGUCAUCUUUAAACCUAUUAAUGUGUGAUGCACCCUA